AUGGCGUCAUGGGGCGGGGCUUCGGGCGGCGGGAAGGGCGGCGGGAGAAUGGAGGCGCGGGAGAGCGGCGGUGGAGCCGACGAGCGCAGGGCCCAGGACCCUGCCCCGGCCCCCAGCAGAGCCCUCGGCAGCGCCGGCCACUACGAGCUGCCGUGGGUUGAAAAAUACAGACCAGUAAAGUUGAGUGAAAUUGUCGGGAAUGAAGACACCGUGAGCAGGCUGGAGGUCUUUGCCAGAGAAGGGAACGUGCCCAAUAUCAUCAUUGCUGGCCCCCCAGGAACCGGCAAAACUACAAGCAUCCUGUGUCUGGCGCGAGCCCUGCUGGGCCCGGCACUCAAGGAUGCCGUUUUGGAGCUCAAUGCCUCAAACGACAGGGGCAUUGACGUUGUGAGGAACAAAAUCAAAAUGUUUGCCCAGCAGAAAGUCACCCUCCCAAAAGGCCGGCACAAGAUCAUCAUCCUGGACGAAGCGGACAGCAUGACUGAUGGAGCCCAGCAAGCCUUGAGGAGAACCAUGGAAAUCUACUCCAAAACGACUCGCUUUGCUCUUGCUUGUAAUGCUUCAGACAAAAUCAUAGAGCCCAUCCAGUCCCGCUGCGCAGUCCUCCGCUACACGAAGCUGACCGACGCCCAGGUUCUUGCGCGGCUAAUGACCGUUAUCGAGAAGGAGAAUGUGCACUACGCUGACGACGGCCUGGAGGCCAUCAUCUUCACCGCCCAGGGAGACAUGAGGCAGGCAUUGAACAACUUGCAGUCGACCUUCUCGGGAUUCGGCUUCAUUAACAGUGAGAAUGUGUUCAAGGUCUGCGAUGAGCCCCACCCCUUGCUGGUGAAGGAGAUGAUCCAGCAUUGCGUGAAUGCCAAUAUCGACGAAGCCUACAAGAUCCUCGCUCACCUGUGGCAUCUGGGCUACUCACCAGAAGACAUCAUUGGGAACAUUUUCCGAGUGUGUAAAACCUUCCAAAUGGCAGAAUACUUGAAGCUGGAGUUUAUUAAGGAGAUCGGCUACACUCAUAUGAGCAUAGCAGAAGGCGUGAACUCCCUGCUGCAGCUGGCGGGGCUGCUGGCCCGGCUGUGUCAGAAGACCAUGGCCCCGGUGGCCAGUUAGAGCGGAGAACUCACUGACUGGGCUACGGGAGUCGUCGUCCCUGAGGGACGGGAGUCACAGCCUCCUGGUUUGGAAAAAACACUGCCUGGCGUCAGAAUACGCCUUCCAUCAAUACGGUCGUGGCCUUCACCUUGCUCCCAGCACGUCUCCACAAGGGUUCGCAUUCAGCCUCAGACUCACAGGUGUGGUGACAGGGUCUCAGAGAGCCUCCAGGGCCUGGCACCCGAGCUGGGCAUGUGUUGGCAUUUUAGCUAAUAAAACCGUACAAUUUUGUUGGCAAUGAGGGGACAACACAAGGCAGCAAGGAAAGCCAGCUUCCUGUCUCUGCGUGUCCUUGGGGCCCCACAAGUAGAAAAGGUGACUUAGAUCAGGCUGGACAAGCUAAUCUCAUUUUUCUAGAAGCCUGGAGGACAGUUCCAUGGGGCGAGGGUGGGGCUUGCUGUAGUUACUGUCUGGAUAGACUCAGGACAGCCGGCCGAGCCCUCCAGAAGGCCUUACAGGGAUCCCCAGGAGGCAGCCGGGACGCCUGCCAGGUCGCCUUUUCCGUGGAGCCCUGUGUGCGCCUUGCUCUCGAGUUCCCCAGGAAAUUUUAUAUUAAUUUGUAGUAUUGCCUUUUUUUUCUCUGCAAGGUACCGUUUUUUUUUUUUAAUUGUGAACAAUAUCACUUGUACAUAAAAGUAGAGAGAAUGAUAAAGUGAA
Molecule: messenger RNA, 1806 nt
Organism: Diceros bicornis minor
Lineage: Eukaryota; Metazoa; Chordata; Mammalia; Perissodactyla; Rhinocerotidae
Gene: RFC2
Product: replication factor C subunit 2
Biological process (GO): DNA-templated DNA replication; DNA repair
Cellular component (GO): nucleus; DNA replication factor C complex
Molecular function (GO): DNA clamp loader activity; ATP hydrolysis activity; ATP binding
Source: RefSeq, a predicted model, not a curated record